CCCUUCUUAUUAGUCACAGAAAAAAUUAAUAUAAACUCCAGUAUCUAUCCGGCUUGUUGCCUCCUUUUCUGAAGCUUUCACUGCUCCAGAUACAAAUGAAAAUCCUCACACCCUUUGUGACCUUAUUAUUUAUCUUGUUAUGCACAGAAGCGAGUGCCGAGACCUGCGCCGCCGCCUUCUGUCGCCGUGAUGAGCCCAUGAUCCGUUUCCCCUUCCGGAUCGGAACCCGCCAGCCUGAAUCUUGCGGGUACCCGGGCUUCGACCUGUCGUGCGACGGGAUGAACCAAACCAUACUAGAGUUGCCCAACUCAGGCCAAUUCACCCUCCGAAGCAUAGACUAUGCUGAGCAAGAGCUAUGGGUGAAUGACCCUGAGGGUUGCCUCCCCAAGAGGCUUCUCUCCCUCAACCUCCACGGCUCGCCCUUCGCUAGUGUCUAUUCCCAGGACUACACCUUCUUUAACUGCUCCUCCAGCUACAUCAAGUACGGCCUGAACCCGAUUGCCUGCCUCAGCGAUUCCAACUACACGGUCUUUGCAACCUCCUCACCUGGAAUGGCAAGCACCCUCUCCUCCUCAUGCACACCUGUGAAGACCGUCCCAGUCCCCGUCGAAUGGUCGUUCUAUGAGCAGGUCAACUCGUCGGACCUCAAUGACGAUCUCCGGCUCCAGUGGGGGGUGCCGCGGUGUGGAAGGUGUGUGGUUCGGGGCGGGAGGUGCGGGCUCAAGGGCAAUUCCACCACUGAGAUCGAGUGCACCAAUAUCCCCCAGCGUGGGAUUCCGAGAGCCGCCCGCUACGCAAUCAUUGUUGGGGUCGGGCUCCCCGCGAUUCUGUUCCUCCUGGGCUUGCUUUGCUUCCUCUGCGGCAGAGUGAAGUCCUAUGCGAGAGGGCGCCGCCCCGUCAUCGGGGAAUUCGCCACGGCGGUCGUGCCGCAUUCCGCCCACGUUCCGGGCCUCGAUGUGGUGGUCAUCGAAUCUUACCCUAAAAUCGUCCUAGGAGAGAGCAAGCGACUUCCGAAGCUUGACGACAGCACUUGUCCCAUUUGCCUGUCAGACUAUCAGCCCAAAGAGACCCUCAAAACCAUACCACAAUGCAACCAUUGCUUCCAUGUGGAUUGCAUCGACGAGUGGCUUCGCCUGAAUGCUACUUGCCCGGUUUGCCGGAACUCACCGCCCCAGCCAUGACAGCGUGCUUCAUGUUGUGUUCCUGUUUCUCUGGUGCUUGAAGUUUUGUGUAUAAAACUAGAAGCCACUUGACAGUCAAAAGAGUCUUUUUGUUUUUAGCUGAAAGAGCUCAAGGGUGUCAGAAAAACCAGACAAACUAGUUCGACUUGGCUUGAAUUGAAAGGAAAAGAUGAAGAGCUCGACCAAAUGCACGAGGAUGAGAUGAAUGUCUUGUAGUGUUUUCUCAAAGGACACAAGUAGAUACUUCGAUACCAUAAAGUUGUUCGAUUACAGUACAAUUCAGUAACCAAAUUCAUCCGCUGAAUUGCUACUCUUCAGUAAGAAUUCCCUCCGUCAAUGAAGCCCUCGUGCCACCCUAGUUCAUUGAUGCAAUCUCUUCCAAGAAGCUUUGAACCGAUGUCAUUUCAAAUUGCGAUUAAAUCGACCUCGAAAACAUAACCCUUUACUCAUUCAGCGCUUCUGCAAAUACGUUUGUCUUCAAUUUAUUAUCAAUUUUUGAACUUAUCAUCCUCAUGAGAAGGGCCAUU
This is a messenger RNA of Syzygium oleosum, 1708 nucleotides long. RefSeq names its product putative RING-H2 finger protein ATL21A. The record is from RefSeq and is a predicted model, not a curated record. The transcript is spliced from 2 exons. Gene Ontology annotation, molecular function: polysaccharide binding. NCBI's taxonomy places the organism in Eukaryota, Viridiplantae, Streptophyta, Magnoliopsida, Myrtales, Myrtaceae. Bases 96 to 1181 code for a protein of 361 amino acids.